AAGAAACGUGCUGACUUUCAGCUUUCACCGAUCUCAAAAGAUGAGUUGAAUAAGCAGCAGGUCAGUUUACUUGGUCUAAAUUUAUUGUAGUUUUUAGUCAUAUACGAACUAGAUAGAUUUAGCAACAGGCUUAUAAAACUUUGCUUUCACUGUUUGUGGCUUUGAAUGGGUAGACACAUGCAGCUAGAAGUCGUCAAGUUGAUGCAAUCAUAAACCUACACUUAACUAUUUUGAGGUUAUCCCUCUGAGAACAUAAAUAAAUUGUGCAAUCAGUCAAUUAGAUGAUCUUAGAAUCCUUUAGAUGAAAAACAUAAGCUGGUGGUGAUUAAAUUAGUGAUUCCUUACUUUAACAAAGACCCUAUUUUUGUGCAUUGUAUUUCUUCCAUUAUGUUAGUCAUAUACAUGUUGACAUACUUGUUUUGGGAAUUAGAUGAUUUGGCAGCCAUAUACUGAGGCGGUGAUGGAUCGACUUCCGGAGAUUUGUCGCUCAGACAUGCAUAUUUGGCGUUCACGGGCACCUCUGAUAUGCUUUGACGUCGUUGAGUUCCACCUCCCAGACCGAGUCCUUCGUCAGUUCGGGUUAGACCAGCCGAUCCCACAGGAUGUAGACACGGACGUUGCUCUACACAGGAAGGAUCGAAGGGGACAGCGUAAUUGGGAGAUUCGGCAUUCGGACCAUGUACACGAGUGGAGUCGACGAGAGGCAUUAGUCGUCCAGGGAUACCCGUUCACUGGGACUUCUUCCCCGGCCAUGACAGAGUACAUGGCUUGGUACCGUCGCAUCACGAGACUGGUCAUUACUCCACCUUCGCAGGAGCGCCCCCCGAGUCAUUACCAGCCAGCUACCUCGGACCUCCUGCUUGCACAUGCAUUUGCUGAUUUGCACGUCCAGCUAUCGGGAGCUACUGAGACCAUCUCCCACUUGCCACCAGAGACGGCUAUACCAUUUGCCAUACAGACGAUGCAGGGUUUUACAUCAUUUUGUGGCCAAACCUUGUCUAGGGUGGGGCAGUCACACCUUAUUCAGCAGCCUCGACCGUCCACGUCUUCAUCUUCUACUGUGCACACUAUGCCGAUCAGACCACCACCUCAUCGUGGAGGCCAUUCAGCACGUGCCUUCCGUCCACCGACUCCUUCUCAGCAUACUAUCAUGACAUCUCCUCCACUAGUGCAUCGCCAGUAUUAGAGAAACCGACGGCGUAGCAACACUACGUCUGGGGUUGGAGUUGGCCUGGAUGACAUUCCAGAGGAGACAGCUGCAUCAUCUUCAUCGUCACCUCAUGGGAAGAAGCAACGCCCGAGCUAAGUGUAUAUUUUGGAACUAAACUAAUUUUUUUGUAAAUGCUUAGAAUUGGAUUUUGUUAUAUUUAAUCAAUUGAAAAAUAUUCGACUUUGCAA
Molecule: messenger RNA, 1398 nt
Organism: Chenopodium quinoa (quinoa)
Lineage: Eukaryota; Viridiplantae; Streptophyta; Magnoliopsida; Caryophyllales; Amaranthaceae
Product: serine/threonine-protein phosphatase 7 long form homolog
Exons: 2
Coding region: 431-1186 (251 amino acids)
Source: RefSeq, a predicted model, not a curated record